This is a messenger RNA of Scheffersomyces amazonensis, 1443 nucleotides long. RefSeq lists its product as uncharacterized. The record is from RefSeq and is a predicted model, not a curated record. NCBI's taxonomy places the organism in Eukaryota, Fungi, Ascomycota, Pichiomycetes, Serinales, Debaryomycetaceae. The transcript has a single exon. The coding region runs from base 1 to 1443 and encodes 480 amino acids. Gene Ontology annotation, molecular function: electron-transferring-flavoprotein dehydrogenase activity; flavin adenine dinucleotide binding. Gene Ontology annotation, cellular component: cytoplasm.
AUGUUGACAUCUUCACAUCAAACCUUAUCACUUACAUCGGCUAUCAAAACAAUAUCGCACCUCUUGGCGCCCAGUAUCUUACCAGUUGAAGGUUCAACUAAAGCUGUAUCAUUCACUACAAACAUUCUUAUAGUUGGAGGAGCAUAUUCUGGGCUUAGUACUUUAAAAAGUCUCAAGAACCACUUCAGAGAGAGAUGUUCUAACCCUAAGUAUUCCCAUCUCUUAUUGGGUGAUGAUGAUUCUGAAAAUCGACCACCCCGUCGUAUCUCAAUCACUGUUAUCGAGCCCCGAUCUGGACUACUUAAUGUGAUUGGAAUUUCUAAAUCUAUGAUUGAUCCAGAAUUUGCCAAAACCCAAUAUUGUAAAUUCCAAAAUUUAAAAGAUUUACUGUUUGACAAAGUUGUCUCUACAGAUAAAUCACUUAUAGAUGAAUUAUCAUCUCAUGAUUCAUCGAAUACUUCAAUAGGUACAAGCAGUGAUGAAGAUGACUAUUCAACUUCGUCUACUGGAAUAGGCAAUUUAGAACAUGGAAUUGAAAUUAAUUAUGUGCAUGGGAAGGUAUCAUAUCUUGAUGAUAAAAAAGCUCAAUAUACUCUUAGCAAUGAUUCAACUAAUGAGAAAGCUAUUAUAGACUUUGAUUAUGUAAUUAUGGCUACUGGAAGAGAUCGUUCAUGGCCCACAACACCCUUAGCGUAUAAUGAAAGUUACUUUUUAGAUGAAAUGACUAAAUCUCAACUUCAAGUUGAGAACAAUCAAAUUAUAUCAGUAAUUGGUGCUGGUGCUGUCGGUAUUGAAAUUGCCAGUGAUAUAAAGCACAAAUAUCCUCAGAAAACUGUCAAUCUCAUUCAUCCUCAUGAUACAUUUCCACCAGAGCCUCUAAGUUUAGAUUUUAAAGAAAAGAUUCAUCAAACUUUAUCUGAUGUCGGUAUCAAUAUCAUUAUCAACAGUAGAAUAAAACAAGAAUUACAAAAUGGAGAUUUAAUUACGACCGAGAAUAAAAUAAUUCAUUCCAACUUGAAUUUCUGGUGUAACUCUCACAAGAACAAUACAAGCAUCUUAUCUUCUGAAUUACAACAGAAUUUUGUUAAUUCUAAGCAAAACAUUUACGUUAAUGAGUAUUUACAAUUAGCUCAUGAAGGUAAGACUGUUCCAAACUUUUUUGUUGUUGGAGACUUGAUUGAAUCUCCAAUCAUUAAAUCUGCAGGUUGGGCUAUGUAUAUGGGACGUCAAACUGCUAAUAACUUAGUCAGUCUUAUUCUUGAUUCUGAAUUCAUAGAACCGUUCCCUGAUUUAUCAAAAAUGCCUCGUGGAAUGGUAGUCAUUGCGGGUGACGGUAAGAUUGUUAGUGAAUUGUGGGGAGAAGUGGAAUUAAAUAAUUCAAACUAUGUUGAAGAAUAUAAAGAUUACUGUUUUGGAAAGGUUAGAGCUACUUUAGGGGUUUAG